Molecule: messenger RNA, 3084 nt
Organism: Salvia hispanica
Lineage: Eukaryota; Viridiplantae; Streptophyta; Magnoliopsida; Lamiales; Lamiaceae
Source: RefSeq, a predicted model, not a curated record
GAGAAACCCCAGCCAAAAUUUGAUAAGAAAGAUCUAAAGGAUAAGAAGCCUGAACAAGUGCUGGCGACAAUCCUUGAAUCUAUCUCUAGACAAGAUGUGGAGCUCCGCUGCCGCCCUCUCUUCCCUUCCGAACCACGUGUGCACUUGAUUGUGGUGUGGAUGGUGCACGCUUACGCACUACAACAACGUACUUAUUGCCUAAGCAUGCGGGCGGGUGCUUACUGCAUCUACUAAGCACGCGAAUGUGGAUGCUCUUAGUUAAAUUCCUGCGAGAAUUCCCAAUUUCCUAAUCCCCACUCGUAAAUGAUCACAAUCCCUAAUUUACGUACAACAGAGGAGAUUACGGGGAAUUUUUAGCACCGCCACAUCCCCACCACCAUGGCACCAACGCUGACUGCUUGACCCCACCAUACCACUGCACUGCAUUCACGCAUUACCCAUGCCUGCUUGCUGACUCUGCCUCCCAGUCUACAAUAGGAAUCAUCCAAGAAGUAUCAUCCCUGCUGACAAAGAAAGCAUGCAUAGACCUCAUAAAGAAAUGCAAAUCCAUGACUUGUUUCAAGCAGAUCCAAGCCCAGGUCUUCACUCAUGGUCUGCACAGCAACAUUGAUGUCUUGCACAAGCUCAUGGCAUUUGCCACAGAUGCUGACUUAAACUAUGCUGACAUGAUAUUUGCUCAAAUUGAGCUCCCAACUUUAUUUAUCUAUAAUGUGAUGAUCAAGGCACAUGUGAAAUCUAGUAGUUGCAGAAAAGCCCUUUCGUUGUUUGAUGAGUUACGUCUCAAGGGAUUGGUGCCCGAUAAUUAUACAUAUCCUUUUGUCUUUAAGGCUGUAGGAAGGCUUAGGAUGGUUCCUGAAGGGGAAAAGCUUCAUGGGUUUGCAUUGAAAAGUGGGGAUCUUCAUGAUUGCUAUGUUUGUAAUUCGGUUCUAGAUUUGUAUAGGGAAUUAGGAUGUGUCCAGAAUUUAGCGAAAGUGUUUGAUGAAAUUCCUACAAGAGACUUAAUCUCAUGGAAUGUCUUGAUUUCUGGGUUAGUAAAGAGCAGUAGGUUUGAGGAUGCUGUAAAUGUUUAUAGGAGGAUCAGACUAGAGACAAGUUUUCAACCUGACGAGGCCACAAUUGUAAGCACUUUAUCUGCAUGUACGGCACUAAAGAACUUGGAUCUUGGUCGUGAAAUUCAUGAGUAUGCGAGUAAAAAAUUGGGGUUUACUAUGAUUAUUGGAAAUGCAUUGAUGGAUAUGUAUGCUAAGUGUGGAUGCAUAGAGAUUGCCCGAGGAAUAUUUGAUGCCAUGCCAGAAAAAAAUGUUAUUUGUUGGACUAGUAUGGUUUCAGCUUACACAAAUUUGGGUUGUUUGGAUGAAGCUAGGGCUUUAUUUGAGAGGAGCUCUGUCAAAGAUCUUGUUUUAUGGACAACCAUGAUCAAUGGGUAUGUACAGUUCAACAUGGUUGAUGAAGCCAUGAACUUGUUUAGGUGCAUGCAAAUGAAUGGCAUUAAACCUGACAAAUAUACCCUUGUUACUUUACUCACAGGAUGUGCUCAAUUAAGAGCGCUGGAACAAGGUGAAUGGAUUCAUGCUUACUUGAAAGAAAUUGGAAUUAUUAUUGAUGCAGUGGUUGGUACUGCUCUUAUAGAGAUGUAUGCAAAAUGUGGUUGCUUAGAGAAGUCUUUGCAGAUUUUCUAUCAACUGAACCAGAAAGAUGCAGCAUCAUGGACGUCUAUGAUAUGUGCACUUGCCAUGAAUGGAGAUGCAGAAAAGGCUGUACAAUUAUUCACAGAAAUGACACAAGUCGGGAUUAGACCUGAUGAUAUCACCUUCGUUGGUGUUUUAAGUGCCUGCAGUCAUGGAGGGCUAGUAGAGGAAGGCCGUAAGCAUUUUGAUUCCAUGACUAAGGUUUAUCAACUUGAACCAAAGUUAGAACACUAUGGUUGCCUGAUAGACCUUCUAGGUCGUGCUGGACUCAUGGAAGAAGCUGAACAGAUUAUAAGAGAGAUACCUAAUCAAGAUAACAAGUUUGUCAUCCCACUUUAUGGUGCUCUGCUUAGUGCAUGCAGGAACUAUGAAAAUGUUGAAAUUGGUGAACGUAUUGCCAAGAAGCUUCUGGAGGUUGAGUCCAGUGAUUCUAGUGGUCAUACACUUUUAGCCAAUAUAUAUGCAGCUGCCAAUAGGUGGGAAGAUGUAAAGAAAGUCAGAAGGAAAAUGGAUACCAUGGGGUCCAAGAAGUUUCCCGGGUGCAGUGCACUUGAAAUUGGUGGCCUUUACUAAAUCUGGUUCAAAUAACGGGCAGAUUGUAAAUCAGUACUUGAGUGCAGGCAGUUGGAAGUUGGGAGCCAGCGUCAUGACCUUUUGGGAUACAUCUGAAGUAGCCAAGCUGCAGAGAUUUAAAUUAUGAGGAAGGCGAGAAGCAGAGAAAAUUGCUCUUCAAACUACAGUCCAAGUUUAACGUGGACGUUUUCAGCCGGCCAUAUCUACUGGUCAUCUGAUGGAAGCGGAUAGUAAAGCUGCCUAUCUUCAAGAAUCUUUGUGAAGAGCUGCACUUUGACCCACAGAAGGCCAUAGAAAUUCAUGAAGAAAUUUUCCAGAGAAAACUUCAGUAACUGGUAGCUGUUAAACGUGAAAUCAUUGAUGACGAUGUAAAAACUUUGGAGCAGAUACAGAUUAUAUUCUGCAUUCCAAAGCAAACAGUCGAAGCAACUCAUGCAGAUAUCCGCAAAGGUGUACUUGAGAAGAUUGUCAAGGAGGCAAUUGCUUCUGGUGUAUAUGGAUAUGACGCCAAGGCUUGAUGACAUUUUUCUGCAAGCACACCGAUGUUUGCUAAAACAGAGUUUUGCAGUCUUGCAAGUAGGGUAUGCUAUCCACUCGCACAUGUACUCAUAUGCCUGUGGAUCUGAUCGCGCUAAAAGCACGUUGUUUUAGCGUUAUAAUUACUAUAUUUCCUAAUCCUGAAGUAGUUAUCAGGAUAGUUUUAGGUGCGAUGGUAUAUAUUUGAACUUUAAAAAAUACUAAAAUCAAUGCUAUAUAUGUGUAUUUCAAAAGUGGAGAGGACUUUAUUGUAGAUCAGGCAGUGGCAAGUGUGAGUUAAUGUGCA